AUACUUGAAAUCUUGUUUUCCUUCAACAACAUAACAUAGAUUCCUAACUUUUUUGCAUGGCUGACGCACAAACCGUGCAGGCCAAGAAAGGGGAAAAAAAAACAUAACAUAGAGGUGUUUAAUAUCAAUUAUCGAAUAAAAUAACAAUCUUACUUUGGUAUAAGAUAUAUUUGUUAUUGUUUGGAAAUGGCGGUCUGUGUUGCUGUGAUUGGAAAAGAUAACGCUCCCUUGUACAUUGGUGGAAUUGGUAUUGACACAAGCACCGAUAAUGAAUUAUCUAGACAAUGGCUAGUUCAUACAGCUCUUGAUGCGUUAGAAGAGAGACUAGUGUCUAGUAAUACUACUACAGCCAACACAGCAACAAAUGCAGCUCGUACUGAUUUAAGAGAUUUAUAUUUGGGCUUGUUAUAUUCAACUGAUACUCAUAAAAUUUAUGGUUAUGUUACUAAUACACGUAUUAAAUUGGUAUUGGUGACUAGCUCCACAUCACCAAGUGGCAGUAACAUAAGAGAUGCAGAAGUAAGAACUGCACUGAGGAGACUACAUGCACUUUAUGCUGAUGCUAUUUGUAAUCCAUUCCACUUACCUGGUGAUCAAAUUACUUCCACAAAGUUCGACAAGCAAGUGAAAAAUUUGAUGCUUAAUAAUGUUUAGAGUUUAGUGUUAUAGAAAUCAAUAAAUAUUACCCAAGUAUCACACCUAUUCAUUAAGUACUUUUUACAUAGUUUUAAGUUUUUAAUAAUGUUU
Messenger RNA from Pieris brassicae (large cabbage white), 747 nucleotides. RefSeq names its product trafficking protein particle complex subunit 2-like protein. The transcript is spliced from 4 exons. Bases 187 to 654 code for a protein of 155 amino acids. Gene Ontology annotation, cellular component: nucleus; TRAPP complex; cytoplasm. Lineage: Eukaryota; Metazoa; Arthropoda; Insecta; Lepidoptera; Pieridae. Gene Ontology annotation, biological process: endoplasmic reticulum to Golgi vesicle-mediated transport. The record is from RefSeq and is a predicted model, not a curated record.